Magallana angulata is the source of this 4661-nucleotide messenger RNA. RefSeq names its product ceramide kinase-like. The transcript has 10 exons. Gene Ontology annotation, molecular function: kinase activity. Bases 1 to 1404 code for a protein of 467 amino acids. Lineage: Eukaryota; Metazoa; Mollusca; Bivalvia; Ostreida; Ostreidae. The record is from RefSeq and is a predicted model, not a curated record.
AUGAAGCCUAAUUCUGAUGAAACAAAAACUGAUAUGGACUUUAUAAACUCGCAUUUAAUAUGCAAAUCUUCUUCAUGUGAGUUUUCAGUUAACAAAAGUCAGAUUCUGAAGAGUUGUGUACAUGAAAGAAAUGGUGGCGCAUUUCUAGAAGUACAUUAUGUAGCGGAGAGAAAUACAAAGUUGACAAGAAGACGUCAUCAAUACCCUGAAACGUUAGACAAGUGUUUGGAAAUUCAUAAGAAAAUUCAAAAUACUUUAGCAGACAAAAGACCAAAACGUUUGUUGGUAUUGAUAAAUCCAAGAAGCGGAAGUAGGAAGGCCGAAAAAAUUUAUGCUAAACGAGUCCUGCCAGUGUUUGAACUCUGUGAAAUUCAAACAAAUGUGAUUGUUACCCACAGAGCAAACGAAGUUAAAGACUUGUUGAUGAAUAUCGAUUUGGAGGAAUUCGAUGGAGUGGUUGCUGUGGGCGGAGACGGGAUUUACAAUGAAGUGGUAUCGGGACUGACAGUAAGAGAGCUACGAGAUCAUGGCCAGGACCCGGAUAAUCCAGAAUCUAAGCUCUCACAGCUGAAGCUUCCAAUAGGAAUCAUUCCAGCAGGGUCCGGAAACUAUACAGCAUGGUAUCUAAAUGGCACCAAGUGUCCAGUGACGGCUGCGUUAAGGAUCGUGAUGGGACAUUGUGUUUCGACCAAUAUUGUCAGCUUACAUCAAGGAAAUAAAUGCAGUGGAUAUUCGGGUCUCAUUCUCGGGUUUGGGUUGUUUGGAGAUGUGAUGAGAGACUGUGAAAAGUACCGAUGGAUGGGGACCAGUAGAUUUAAAGUUAUACCUGUGGGCUCAGUGCUGAACAGAAGACCUGUCAACGUUUCGAUUUCUUAUAUUCCAACCGAAAAUAAAAGGCUACAAUAUCAGGAGGAUUUUACGAUUCAAAAACCAGAUUUUCUUCGUCUAACAUCUGUUCCAGUAACCAACAGAAAGAGUGCUCGAGAUGGCUAUAAGAAGAGAACAUUUUCUUUCUCGGACACUCUUGACACACCAUCAGAAUGGAAGACCGCAGAAGACAGAGUGGUAUACGCUGUGGAUACUUAUCCAAUCACAAUGAAGCCUGAUGGAACAAGAAUGACCCCAAACUUUGGCGGCAACACUUUAGAACUACUUAUAACAACAAAAUGUAAACUUGCUGACCAUUUUAGGCAACUGAAAGAAGUGGACGAUGGAAAGUCAUCAUGUUACGACUUCGAAUUUGUGAAAAAGAUUGAAGUUCAGCGAUAUCGAGUUCGAGUGUUGAGAAACAAAACGGAGGAUUUCUACUUAAAUUGUGACGGGGAAGUUAUCCGUCUUGAACAUCCAGAGUUCGAUGUCAGAUUGCAUAAACAGGUUGUGCAGCUUUAUGGAAAAGCAAAAUAAAUGACACUGGAUGCAUAAAUCAAAUCAUCCUUCGAGUAUAUAUAUUUAAAUUAUUAUUAAAAACAUAUACCUCUGCUUUAUCAACGUAUUCAUGGACAAUGAUGUAUUCUUUUUUAUACUUUAAUGAACAAAACAUCAACCUGAUGAUAUUUCAUCAUUUGAACCUCGAAUAGAAAUGUAUACCUCUGUUAUAAAAUUUGUACAUCUAUAUGUUUUAUGUCUUAUUUCUUUUUGAAUUUAUACAUUAUUUUUUGUGAAUUUUGUUGUUCAAAAUAUGUUUUACCUCUGUUUGAAACAAAACUUCGGCUAUUAUCAACGUAUUAUUUUUACAUUUAAAAAAGAUAUACCUCAAAUACAAUGAAGUAUUUAUGCAGAUUGUAUUUUACUUUUCUAGAAUAUUAUACGUUUUAUGUGAUGAAAAUAUAAUCCCUAUGAUAUUUUAAAACAUUGUCGGUUUACGAAUUUGUGAAAAGUAUAUUAUAAUUGCUAUCAAUAUUGUAUUUAUUUUUUGUCUUUAUUUAUUUUUUAAACUUAUACUUUGUUGUGUGAAAAUAAAAGGGGAUUUUUUAAAACUUAAUAUUGGUGAAAUUUCAUUUAAGGUUUGAAAACAUGAUAAAGCUACAUUUUAGGGGGGGGGGGCUAUAUUGAUUUUAGUUUUAAUUCUAACGCAAAUGAAAGACAAAUUACAUAGUUAUAUCAUAAAAAAAAUCAAAACAUAAAGUUUAGGCGUGAAAAAGUAAGAAGGCUACAAACAACAUAUUAACACAUGACUUCGUAUGAGAAAAAAAAGACUAAAUAAAAUAAAAAAUGUAUUUCUGUAAAACCGUUGAAUAAACUGCAAUUACUCCAUUCAGUAACUUUAUAUAAAAUAUUUUUAAAAUAAUUCCAUUUGUGAAAUGUUGUUUUAGAAUCAUGAUAUCAGAGUUUCAUUAAUUUUCUUUUACUGUGAAUUCUUGAUUUGUGAUUGAAAAUUGACAAAGUUUGAUCCUAUUUGAUUCUUACUAAUCGAAUUAAGGUCAAGAUCUAUUAUAUGAUUUCAACGUGUCUUUUCGGUGCUAGAACCAUUAGGACGUCAUAAUUGAUUUAGAGAAUCUUUUUCCCGUACUUUACGGCUUUAAAGAAAUCAUGAAGAACAUUAAACAAUUUUUUGACAUUCUACGUUAAAUCAUGGGAAAAGUAACCCCGAUACCUUUAAUUAAUUUGACAUCAUUUUAAAGAGAAGGCCAAGAGCUUGUUUAAUUCUGUUUUUGGAGAGACUGUAGGCAAUUUAGAUAUAUUUCAUUGGUCAAAAAUGGAGAAAUCUCUUAAAUUUGUUCAUUAUUUCCUUCACAUUUCAUUGAAAAUUACAGUUUAAAACAAGAUUUUUAAUUGUGUUCUCAUAAAAUUUAGCCCCAAACAAACCUAUUGUUAAGAAGCAUUAUUGAAAGAAUUUAUAUCUUAAAUUUUAUAAACCUGUAGGCACCUUUCAUUUACUAGAUCUUGACCUUAAGCUGUGUGUGUAGCUAUAUGAAUCUUGAAUAUGAUAUUUGUAUAUGGUCAAAGCGCGCUUUUUGAUCACCAUUAACUACAUUUAUGUAACGGUAAAAUAAUCUUACAAAUAGAAUAAAGCUGUGUGUGGUGUUAUAGAUAUUGUAUAUGAUAUUUUUAUAUUUUUGGUUAAAGCGCGCUUUUUGAUCACCAUGAAUGUAUAACAGUGCUUGGGCUGCGUAAUAAAAACAAAAUUUUCUUUAAUCAAUCAAUAAAAAUCAGGAAGAAAAUAUUGAUUCAUGUUUCAAUAAACGUAUUAAUAAACAUGAACAAAAAGUUUCCGGGAACAAAGCAUCUCACGUAAAGAUAAAUUUUGCAUUUUUGAAUAUCACGAGCAUUGUGACGUGUACAAGUCAUAAACUUACUAAAAUAGAGAAUAUUUUAUUAAGGAUGAUGUUUACUCUCUGUUUGACUCGUGAAAGUUUGACAUAUCAAGUUCAAUGUCAUUGAAUUAUUAUUUACAUAACAAUCGAUAUUUUCACUAUAAUUUGGAAUUAAGCUCAAACAUAAAAGCACUUGUAGUAUAAUAGAGGAAAUUCGGACUUAAUUUUCCAUUUGUUUUUUUUUUCAAGAACAUUUUUGGCAGUAUUUCAUUUGUUAGUCAAUAUAAUUAUGCAUUAUUUUUGUUGGUUAUAUCUUACUUAUUCAUUAAGAAAAUAUUUGGGCAUGUAUUAGUAUUGCAAAAAUAUUGAAAUAUACUUAAAAGCUAUUAUAUACACCAUAUCCCCAAAUUUUGAUCAUUAACUUCAUAUAAGUUUGAUGCCAACAGCAUAAGGUCAAUAUAAGUAGUUAAUACUAAAAAAGAUAUCAUUAUCAUCACUCAGUUGGGUUUUUGUUUUUUUUGGGGGGGGGGGAGGUUGUAUUUUGUUUGUUGGGUUCUUUUUUUGGUUGUUUUUUUUGUUUGUUUUUUUUUGUUUUGUUUUUUUUUUUUUGGUUUUAUUUUUUUUUUUUGGUUUUUUGUUUUGUUAAAUUGCAUAAAAAUGGGUAUGUAUUUGAAAACUAAUAAAGGCAAUUCGGACUGGAAAUUUGUUUAAUAAAAUAUGAUGUUAAAUUUUUCAGAAAUAUUCAAUUCCUCUUGUUUUAAAACGAUAUAAGUUUGUAGAAGAAAUAUUUAUACCUUAAUCAAUUUUUGAGAAAAAAAACAUGAAUUAAUGAAGAAAAAAUGUUCAAGAUGGGCAAGGAGAAUUCUGCUUUAAACUAUGCAGAUGUUGAGUUAUUUGCUAUUCGUGAAAUUGUCCUACGGAAAAUAAACGUUGAUAUGAGUUUCCAACUUUGAAAUUUAGAAUAAUAAAGAGAAUAUUUUGUAUUCUGAGUUUUUUAAAAAGAUUCUUGGUACAUUUAAUUGAGUAAUUAUUUUCAAAUUCCUUCUAAGGGAUUUAUCAAUGGAGUUACAAAAGUGUGAAGUAAGAAUAGAGCGCUGUUUUAAGCCAUUAAAAUAUCGAUGCACUUGAUACUUAACUGAGAAUAAGAAUAUAUCCUCACUGGUAAAUAUCAUAGCAGAAGUGCUGUAUCAAUUAAUUUUAAUGCCGUGAAAGAAACAAUUUUAUGUAUACAUACACGUACAUGUACACAAGAUGCAAUAUACAUACAUUUCAUCUUCGCUGCAUUGACGACUAAAGUAGAUUUAAACUAUUGGAAGGUAAGGAUGCAUUAAUAUCAGGACAGUUUAAUUUAAUGGUAAUUUUUCCAACCUCUUUACUUAAAAUUUACAAUCGACCAUAUAUAUAUAU